Messenger RNA from Pelobates cultripes (western spadefoot toad), 579 nucleotides. The record is from the annotation of a GenBank genome assembly. NCBI's taxonomy places the organism in Eukaryota, Metazoa, Chordata, Amphibia, Anura, Pelobatidae.
AUGGCAACAAAAAAAGCCCAGGAUACUAAAUCUACUGGGAAAAAGGACAAAAAGGACUUAGUGCAAGACAAAUCAAUGUCUAUAUAUUUUUCCCCACAACAACAGAAGGACAAGAUUAAGAAUAACAAACAAAAUAUGGAAGAAUCAUUUGCCACCACAGGAAGUACUGUAAAUGAAGAUGUCAAUAAAGAGCUGAUUACUGUGUCUCAAUUACAGGCCAGUUUCAGUGAAAAUCUGGCUGAAAUUAAGAAUAUCUUGAUGAUAAAUACAGCUGAAAUUAAAAACGAAAUUAAACAAGAAAUGUUUAAACUUACGGUCAAAAUUCAGAAUUUUGAAGAUCAAAUUUCGACAUUGGACUUCCAUGUCAAUACCCUUAAAGAUGAUAAUGUAAAAAUACAUCAAAAGAUACAAGAACUUGAGCUCAAAAUACAUGAAAUGGAAGAUCGCAGUAGACAAAAUAAUCUACGGUUUAGAAAUUUUGAGGAAAAAGGCACACAGGAAAAUUUAAAACAGAUGUUACAUCAAUAUUUCCUAGCGCUGAAUAUCCCUAUCAAAGAUCAAGAUCAACCAAUAAAAUGA